Phalacrocorax carbo (great cormorant) is the source of this 8057-nucleotide messenger RNA. NCBI's taxonomy places the organism in Eukaryota, Metazoa, Chordata, Aves, Suliformes, Phalacrocoracidae. The record is from RefSeq and is a predicted model, not a curated record.
GUAGGGUCUCGGGGGGAGGCACAGGAGCCGCGCUGCCACCCUCGGUGGUUUCUCCAGCGACCCCACAAUAACAACAGCGCAGGAUCUGCACGGACCCACCAGCGACCCUACAGUAACAACAGAGCGGGGACGCUGACAUGGAGCCAGGUCCGACGACCCUACAAUAACAACCUGAAGUCACCAGCGUCCCCACGGUGCGGGGGACGGUGACGGCGUUAUGUCCCUCUCGCCGGGCGCCCGGUUCGUCCGCCAGCCCAGUCCAGCUGCCGGUUCUCCCCGCUCCCCCCGAGCAGGGGGGAGCCCUGAAAUCUAACGUUCGCCUCAGGAGUGAGAUGGAGAGGUGCGAGGGGCUUCGCCGGGAGACAGGUUUGGCGGGCGACCCGGUUGAUGGACCCAGCAGAAGCCAAAUGGAAGAAGGGCCAGUUAAUUAUGUCGAAGAAAGGCAGCUGAACGAGGGCAGCGGGCUCAGCCUGGCGAAUGGGGGCCGGCCGGAGGCGGGGGGCACCGCGCUGAUGGAGCCAAGCGGCUGGUCGCCGGGCCAGCUGCCCGCCGCCGGUAAAGCCCACUUGGAAGACGUCAGGAACCUGGUGGCCUUUUCGGCGGUGGCCGAAGCCGUUUCCUCCUACCGGCUACUGCCCUCCGGUUCGCCGUCGCUGCUGUACGAGAAGUUCGACUCGGAGAUGAGCCGGGGUGGGCUGAGCGCAGCGGACGGCGUGCCGCGGGGGGAGGACCUGCACGCCCUCAAGGCCGCCCUGGCUUUGGCCAAGCACGGCGUGAAGCCCCCUAACUGCAACUGUGAUGGCCCCGAGUGUCCCGACUACCUGGAAUGGCUGGAGCAGAAGAUCAAGACGGCUCUCGGUGAAGAGCCGACGUCGCCGCGGCCCCGCGCCACUGCCGCCAACCCCCCGCCACCCCCCCAGGAAGGUGCUAUCGACCCCCAGCCGGUGCCUGAGACCGUUGAGCCGUGCCCGCCCGACGGCCUCCCCUUUUCCCAAAGCGCGUUGACCAUCGCCAAGGAGAAGAACAUCAGCCUGCAGACUGCCAUAGCCAUCGAAGCCCUGACGCAGCUCUCGGCCGCUCUCCCCCAGCCCGUCGGCGAUGGCCAGCCCCCCCCGCCACCGCCACCGCCACCUCCCGCCGCCCCCUUCGGCCCCGGCCCCCUGGCCCCGCCGGGGGCCACAUGGCAGCGAGGGGACGAGCCCCGUUAUCCGCCAGAGCCGGGAGUGGCGCCGGAGCCGUUUUUUGGCAUGGCGCCUCCCCGGGGGGGCUUCGCGGCGGCCUGGGGGCUGGAGGCCGAGGGGGCGGCGGGGGUUGGAGACCCCAUGGCAGAGCUGGAGCAGCUGCUGGGUAACACCGACGACUACAUCAAGGCAGCUUUCAAGAGACCUGAAGCGACGGCUGGCAAAGUGACUGCGCCUAAAACAGAGCCCCCCGAACGAACACCCAGCAAGGAUGCGCUGGCCGGCCCCCGUUUGCCAGCGGCACCGCCGGAGCCUGACCUGCACAAGAAGACGCAGCUGGUCCUGCAGCAGCAUCUCCACCACAAGCGCAGCCUCUUCCUUGAGCAAAGCCUGGCAGCGGCGGCGGCGGCACCCCCGGAUCGGCCGAGCGGCUGGUGGGCUCCUGGUGCUCCGGCCGUGCCCCCCAAGCCCUUCGAAAAGCAGGCCAAAGAGAAGAAGAAGAAAACGCCGCCUGAAAAGCCCCCCCCGGCCAAACCGCUCCGUAAGCAAGUGCAGAUCAAGAAGGCAAAGCAGAAGGACUCGCAACCGCUCUUCCUGCCCCUCUGGCAGAUCAGCCUGGAGGGGUUUCGGGCGCCCGCCGAACCCCCCGCUGAAGAGAUGCAGACCGAACCGCCGCCGCCGCCUGCCUUCCCGCUCCAGCCUGUUGCACUACCCCUGCCCACAGCUCACCCCCCGCCACCGAAACCCCUCGACGGCGGCCCCCCGGCUCCCGACUCUCAGGAAAGGGGUGCCCCCAGGGGGGGCCCCCAAAUUCACCCGGUGCCGGUGGGCUUGACCGGCUCAGAGGAAGCACCGGCUGCCCCAACUCCCAUUGUGGUGGAUGACAAGCUGGAAGAGCUCAUCCGGCAAUUUGAAGCUGAAUUCGGGGAGAAUUUCAACCUGCAGCCCCCCGAGACACCUGCCCCGCUCGCCCCCGGGGCUGCCGAGCUGCCAGGGGCCCCGGCACCAGCCCCGCAAGUGCCCCCCGCCGCCCCCGCCACCGCCCCGGCUUCAAGCAGCGCUCCCCAAGCCGGACCCAAAAGCUUUUCAUUCUCGCCGGGGAAGGGUCCACUUUCGGAGGCCCCCUUCACCGCCCGGUCCCCGAAACAGAUCAAAAUCGAGUCUUCUGGUGCUAUCACCGUGGUGUCAACCACGUGCUUUUACUCUGAGGAAAGCCAAAACCCGGACGCGGAUGACGCCGACGGGACACCCACCAAGGACGAGGUGCCGCUGACGCCAACCCUGAGCGGCUUUUUGGAGUCGCCGCUGAAAUACCUGGACACGCCAACCAAAAGCCUCCUGGACACCCCGGCCAAGCGGGCACAAGCGGAGUUCCCCACCUGCGACUGCGUCGAGCAAAUUGUGGAGAAGGAUGAGGGGCCGUAUUACACCCACCUGGGCUCGGGACCCACCGUGGCAUCCAUCAGGGAGCUCAUGGAGGAGCGGUAUGGCGAGAAGGGCAAGGCCAUCCGCAUCGAGAAGGUCAUCUACACGGGGAAGGAGGGGAAGAGCUCCCGGGGCUGCCCCAUCGCCAAGUGGGUGAUCCGGAGACACAACCAAGAGGAGAAGCUGCUGUGCCUGGUGCGGCACCGGGCUGGCCACCACUGCCAGAACGCUGUCAUCAUCAUCCUGAUCCUGGCCUGGGAGGGCAUCCCCCGCACGCUGGGUGACACGCUGUACCAGGAGCUCACCGACACCCUCACCAAGUACGGCAACCCCACCAGCCGCCGCUGCGGCUUGAACGACGACCGGACCUGCGCAUGCCAAGGCAAGGACCCCAACACCUGCGGCGCUUCCUUCUCCUUCGGCUGCUCUUGGAGCAUGUAUUUUAAUGGCUGCAAAUACGCCCGGAGCAAAACUCCCCGCAAGUUCAGGCUGGUGGGGGACAAUCCCAAAGAGGAAGAGCUGCUCCGGAAAAGCUUUCAGGACUUGGCCACCGAGGUUGCUCCGCUUUACAAGAGGCUGGCGCCGCAAGCCUACCAAAACCAGGUUACCAAUGAGGACGUAGCGAUAGACUGCCGGCUGGGCUUGAAGGAGGGGAGGCCGUUCUCGGGAGUGACGGCGUGCAUGGACUUCUGCGCUCAUGCUCACAAAGAUCAGCAUAACCUCUACAACGGCUGCACGGUGGUCUGCACGCUGACAAAGGAAGACAAUCGUGUGGUGGGGAAAAUCCCUGAAGAUGAGCAACUGCAUGUCCUCCCCCUCUACAAGAUGUCCAGCACAGACGAGUUUGGCAGCGAGGAGAACCAAAACGCCAAGGUGGGCAGCGGGGCCAUCCAGGUGCUCACAUCCUUCCCCCGCGAGGUCCGCAAGCUGCCCGAGCCCGCCAAGUCCUGCCGGCAGAGGCAGCUGGAAGCGAAGAAGGCCGCCGCGGAGAAGAAGAAGCUGCAGAAAGAGAAGCUGAUGACGCCGGAGAAGAUAAAGCAGGAAGCGCUCGAGCUACCCGCGCUCCAGCAAAACGCAGGUAUGGCGUUGAAAAGCGGGCUGCCCCCGCAGCCGCUGAAACCUUCCAUCAAGGUGGAGCCGCAGAGCCAUUACAACGCCUUCAAGUACAACGGCAACGCGGUGGUGGAGAGCUACUCGGUGCUAGGGAGCUGCCGGCCCUCCGACCCAUACAGCAUGAACAGUGUUUACUCUUACCAUUCCUACUAUGCACAGCCCAAUCUGCCUUCCGUGAACGGGUUUCACUCCAAGUUCGCGCUUCCCUCCUUCGGGUAUUACGGCUUUUCCAGCAACCACAUGUUCCCCUCGCAGUUUCUGAAUUACGGGGCACCCGAGAGGGGUGGGAGCAGCUGGGUGAGCAACGGCUACGAGAAGAAGCCCGACGUCCCGGCGUUGCAGGAGAACCUCAACCACACCUACGGGAACGCCGAUUUCCCCGAGCCCAUCCCGCACAGCGUCCGGAGCAAAAACCAUCACCAGCGCACCUAUGAGCGGGCUAACCGCUACGCCAGCCAGCAGAAAGCAGCGGUGGCCGGGGCGCACAGGACUAGCUUGGGCUCGGAGGAGGCGCUGCCGUUUGCACAGAACUGUUUUGGCAGCCGGCCCAUCAAGCAGGAGCCCCCGGACCCUCCACCCACCAUCGAGCCCCUUCCCGGCGCGGCAGCCGUGCCUGGCGCCAGCUUAGCCUUGCCAGCCGUCCCGGCGCGCGGCGUGGGGCCGGAGCAGCGGUGGAGUCCCUUCAAAGCAUCCCGGGGCACGUCUUCCCCUGAGAGGACUAGCACGGCGGAGGGCUCGUGGAGAGCCCUGGCGCCGGGCUCAGGCGGGCGGGAGAAGCUGAGCGCCUUCGACGCCGCCGCACGCUUGCCGCCGCCGGAGAAGCAGUGGCCCAACGUCCUGGCGGGAGAAGCGGCGGUGGCGGCGCACGGCUCGGGCUUGCUGCCGAAACCGUGGAGCCCCUGCAAGCUGGGGGAGGCGGCGCUGGCCGGCACCGGCACCUCGAGCCUGCUGGGGCCGCUGGGUUUCGGCUCGGCCCUGCCAGGGCUGCCCAGCUUCCCAGAGGAGCCGUGGGGCUCGGUGAAGGUGGAGGAGCGGAGGACGCCAGCGCCCAGCCCGGGGCUGCCGGAGAAGCCGUGGGAGGCGGUGGUGGGUGAGAAGGGGGUGGCGGGAACCCGCCGGGAGAAGCCAUGGGACCCCUUCGGCCUGGAGGAGGAUCUGCCGGAGAAGGCGGUGAAGGAAGAGGAGGAAGAGGAGGAGGAGGAGGAGGAGGAGGAAGAGGAGGAAGAGUGGUCAGACAGCGAGCACAACUUCCUAGAUGAGAACAUCGGUGGGGUGGCCGUGGCGCCUGCCCACGGCUCCAUCCUCAUCGAGUGCGCCCGCCGCGAGCUCCACGCCACCACCCCACUGAAGAAACCCAACCGCUGCCACCCCACCCGCAUCUCCCUGGUCUUCUACCAACACAAGAACUUGAACCAGCCCAACCACGGCCUGGCGUUGUGGGAGGCCAAGAUGAAGCAGCUGGCGGAGCGGGCUCGGGCCCGGCAAGAGGAGGCGGCGCGCCUGGGUCUCCCGCCGGACGCCAAAGCCUUCGCCAAGAAACGCAAGUGGGGUGGCGCGUUGGCGACCGAGGCGCCCAGCAAGGAGAGGAGAGACUCGGUCCCCACGCGGCAGGCGGUGGCCAUCCCCACCAACUCCGCCAUCACUGUGUCCUCCUACGCCUACACCAAGGUGACGGGCCCCUACAGCCGCUGGAUCUGAGACGGAGGCAACUGCCGUGGCCCCAUCUUACCUCAACCCUCGGCAGCGCCGGAGCCUGGCGUUGCUUCGUGGUGCUUUCUCCCUGGGCAUGGGGGAGAAGAAAAAAAAAAUAUAAAUAGACAAAAAACGAAGCAAAACACAAUAACAACAACAAAAAGAACCAACCCACAGAAAGUGGACCCAACACGCACGCUCGGAAACAGCGGAGCCGGUGCGGGUGCACGCCGUCGGAGAGCUGCGCUUGGCGAGGAGUUGGCAAACUAAGUAAAACUCAUUAAAAAAAAAAAAAAAAAGAAAAAAGAAAAAAAGAGGAAUGAUGCUGUUUGACGCUUUUCGGUAAUCUCAUAUUUAUAUCUCCGCGUUUUUUUAACCUAGCCUCGUGCGCCGCGCGAACGGAGGGAGAAGUUUAUAGCGUCCUUUCGCAAAGGAGAGGUUUUUAAUUCCACUUAAAAAUACCUAUUUAUUGGAUUUUAUUUUAUUUUAUUUUUUACUCUGACGACAACGACGAAGCCGAUCUUCGAAAAAGAAGCCAACAUCGAAAAAAAAAAGAAACCCUAAACAAAAACAAGAAACAACCCAAACACCAAACCAGCUUAAAGGCAAGAGGUGACUCCCUCCAGCUCCGGCGCGUGGGGCUGGCGGGAUCGUGUGCGUUACCGUCAGCCGGACAUGCUCAACAUCCGAUUAUUUUUUUCCCCGAGGACCUCAAAAUACCUAUUUUACAACUCGAGGAGUCCUUUCUUACAGCGACGGGAGACCCGCUUGUGAGCGGGACGCCCUGGGACGGCGUGUCUUUGCUCAGCUCCUUGCCGCCGGCGGGAUCGCUCCGCCGGGACGGAGUGAGCCGGCGCCUUUCCCGGCGCCGGAGACCUCAGGACACGCCUGGGCCGGGGACUGCCGCUGCCAGGGUGCCGCGCUCGGACCUGGGGGCUGCUUUGCUGGUGGCCGCAGGGAGAGCGACGGCGGCGGCGGCAUCUCUAAAGGAGCCGACAGGAUAAAAAGAAAAAGAGGAAAAAAAAAAUACACAAACAGGAAAAAGAACACAAACCAACCCCAAACUGUGAAUAGCUAGUGUUGCUCUCUGUACAUCACUGUUGCUAAAGUCUGGUGCUUUCAGUCUCCGGGGGACUUUCUCCGUGUGAUCGGCUCUGGGAAGAGCGAAUCCCAAGACUUGGCUGGCCAAAACCCCCGCCGGUCCUCCUUCCCCGCUGGCGCCGGCGAGCCGGCGUGGCGGCGAGCGCCGCCGGGGCUCGGUGCUUUUUCUCUCCCCGGGUGCCAUCCCUCCUUCCUACGGAUCGCCGUUCUUCCCGCAAAACAAAACAAAUACCCAACAAAUAACCCAACGACGACAACAACCGCGUGGUGCUUUUCGAACAAUCUCAGUCGAGACUUUCCGCCCGCCCGCGAUGCCGAAGCCGUGCCGGGGCGGGCGGGCGGGCGGGCGAGCUCCCCUGCGGCUCGCCGGGAGGGCGGCGUGGCCGAAUCCGGGUGCCGGCGUCCCCGGGGUCGUUGCUUUUGCACUUUCAGGUGCCUUUUGGAGAGCCAGCGAGCCAGAGCCGACGCCGUCACCGUGCAGAAAUCACCUUGUGUUUACUGUCACCCUCCUUCCUUGCGCACUGGCACGGAUCAGCAGGAUCUCGGUAAAACAGCCUGAACAUUUACAUGGUCUGAUUUUAAACCUGUAAAUAGGGAAAGAAUUUUUUUAAAAGCACUUUCACCUAGAUUUAAAAACGAAAGCGAAACUUAAAAAACAACUUCCCUCUUUCCUCCCCCCCCAACAACUUGAAAGCAGUAUGUUUUAAACAAGAUUAUUGUGGGAGAACUGUAAAUACUGGCAGAAUAUUUAACAUGCUUUGUCCGUCCUUCAUAAUUAAUUUUUUUUUUUUUUUAAACCCGUAAUCUGUAAAGUUGCGUAUAUUUGACAAGGAAACUCAACAAGCUAUUACCGCUUUUCUUAUAAAUACCCAAUAGCAUAUCAGGAUUGUAAGAGUCGAUGGCAAGUCAGAUUUUAGGGAUGCCCGUGGGCGAUGCCGGUUCCAGCGUGGGGACCCGACGUGUCGCUGUGGUUCGGGAGGGCGAAAAGGGGACCCGGCUGAUCCUCGGCAGCGGCGUUCGGCGGGGCCGGAUUCGGGUGCCGGCCCCGGUUCGCAUCGCCCGGGGUCUGGUCUGACUGUCGUGGCGGGGGUGCCUUGCGAGCUUCGCCUGGAUGGGUGUAGAGUCGGGAGGAAAAGGGGUGCGUUUGGAGAAGGCGAGGGUCCGUGUAACCUGUCUAAGUCCUGCUUCCUCGGAGGUUUUAUUUUGGUGCAGGGAGGGGGUUCAGUCCGGCGCGGCGUUGGCUCCGGCGGGUUCAACCCGGGUAAGCGGGGAGAUGCCGGCGCCGCGGGUCGGGGAGCGAGAACUGCUGCAGUCUCACGUUUUUACACUACAUAACGUCUAACCUACCUCAAAUCUCAGUCAUUAAAAAUUAGCACGCUUCAGACUUCUUCUACGAAAACUAGAAAUCUAUGCACAGCUCUUUACCCCUUGCUGCUGAGAGGCUGUUUUUCAAGCAAAAUCUUUUCCUUUACCCGUCCCGGCGGCCGCGCUCGUCCCACCCGUGCCGAAGCCAGGGGGGUCGCGGCGUUAAGGGGGACUCGGUGA